This is a messenger RNA of Pungitius pungitius (ninespine stickleback), 2258 nucleotides long. RefSeq names its product family with sequence similarity 53 member B (gene fam53b). Bases 364 to 1542 code for a protein of 392 amino acids. The record is from RefSeq and is a predicted model, not a curated record. Gene Ontology annotation, biological process: protein import into nucleus; positive regulation of canonical Wnt signaling pathway. NCBI's taxonomy places the organism in Eukaryota, Metazoa, Chordata, Actinopteri, Perciformes, Gasterosteidae. The transcript has 5 exons. Gene Ontology annotation, cellular component: nucleus.
AGCGUGCAAUCUUGGACGGCGGAGCGCUGGGGCAAUGUUGUAGUUCGCAGGAGCCGCCUGCAGCUGGACGCGAAGGGAACUGCUCGCUUUUGCUUCCUGCCUGACUUCUUGUUCAGGUUUUAUGUUAAAAAACAAACAAACACUCAACACGGUGCAGUGACGUUGACCGGCUACCCCGGGGCUGUUGGAGAUACGAGGCUCUCCCCCGUGAUGCUUGACUGCGCCGAAGAGUGAAACGCAUUCCCGGAGGAGUUCAAGGCUGCUGUCCAAACCUUUUUUUAUGAGAAACCAACGCGCUCACGCCACGCCGGUCAAGAUGGACGCCAGCUUUUCUUGCCCUCGCUGGAACAACUUGGAAGAAAGAUGUGUGUCGCCAUGGUGAUCAUUUUCAAGAAAACGCUGGAAAAAAAGGGCGCCGAUGUAACAUCCAAAAGCACAGAUUUGGGCCCGUUCCAGGCACAGACCAUGACCCAGGGAACUGCCCUUUUCUCUUGUGGACUCAUGGAGACGAGCCGGUGGCAUGAGUUGGGUCACAGCUGUGCUGUGCAGCCGAGGCCGGUUGGCACCAGCCUGGAGAGCCUGUGGGACGUCCUGCCCGAGGUGCACGAGAGCUCUGCGCACUGGGACUGGGACGUCGGCUCCACUUCGACCACCAUCUCCAGCUUGUUACACGACCUCAGCCUAACCGAGGCCGCGUCCUCGCACUCCACCGCGCCCCCCAGCAAGCGCCAGUGCCGGUCCCUGUCCUGCUCGGACGAGCCGGCCGGCUGCCGCUCCGCCUGGCGUCCUCAGGGCUCCCGAGUGUGGACGGCGGUGGAGAAGCGGCGGUGCCACAGCGGCGGCAGCGUCGUCCAGCGCGGCGCCGUGGCCAACGCACAGCUGGCCUUCCCGGCCAUGCAGCGCAGCUCCAGCUUUUGCCUGCCUGUCCGCGCCAACGCCCUGGAGCUGCCCUGCUUCGCCGGGCAUCUCCCCUGCCCCUCGGCCUUUCGGGGUCUGACGCCUUCCUCCUCCGUGGCCCUCCCCCCGGAGCCCUCGGCGCAGGCCCUCUACCUCUCUCACGAACAGAUCUGCCCCGCCGAGCCCCGCGGACCCUCGCCGGCCACCUCCCCGGACUCCACGCCGGAGUUGGAGCGCCGCGGCGGCGAGGCGGGCCUCGCCCGCAGUCGCUCGCAGCCGUGCGUCCUCAACGACAAGAAGAUCGGCGUGAAGCGCAGGAGGCCGGCCGACGGGCACAGGCCGUCCUUGGACCUGGCCAAGAUGACACAGAAACCUUGUCGUUUCCACAGCCUCAGCUGCCCCGGAAUCACAGGCGAAGACGUCGCCGCCGUCACGAGCAGCGCGGGCGGCCCGCGGGCGGACCGACACGGCGGCCUGGGCGAUGACGCCGAGCCGCGGACAAAAGGGGCCGAGGAGGCGGACUGGUCGCCCGGCAUGACCAACGGGAAGGACGGCGAGCCUCUGUGGGCGGGGCUGUGUAGCAUGAGGAAGGACGUGUAUCAACUUGGAGGCGAGAUCGACAUCGAGCAAAUUGAGAGGAACUGAGCCGGGGCGUCUUCCUCUCCAGGGGACUGAAAGUUGAUUGACAGGUGGUACAGGAAGCAGUACUGAUAGUCUUAAGUAAAAGCAAGUGGAACGCUAACGCAGCGACAGCGUUCCAGCACUAGUUUUUCUUCUUUUCUUUUUUUUUUUCCCAAAAGGAGAGAAGCUUUUGGAGGCUUUGUGUAGUAAGAAGCUACUCCCACACUGCGUUAUCUCAACCGUGUCUCAGGAGAACAAGGAAGUAUGGGAGAACUGAUUCUGGGUGGAGAUGAUGGAUCUGAUGAAUAUAAAAAUGAUAUAUUAUUUUUGGCUUAGAGACUGGGGUUCAACAUUUCGCUGUAACCCCUCCGAUUACCUUCAUUCUACUGCGUUUGGAGAGAAUUCACAGCAGGUUUGUAUCAAUUCUCUGCACUAGAUAGAGUUUCCGUUCCUCUUCAAUAGUACAUGAUGGACAGAAAUGAAGACUACUUGGAGAGCUACAGUUAGUAAAGCCCCUUUCACUCUUACUGAGCAACAAGCUGCAGCCACACACGACCUGUAAAGUAUAUUAAAGAGCUUAACAUUUCACACAGUAACAUCAGGCUUCUCUCUGAGGUGAGUUUGUGUGAGAAGAACUUUGUGAUUCUAAUAGUGUUAAUAUUCUUUUUACAAUUUGUAAUUACAAAGUUAUGUAAAACAUAAGCAUAUUUCUAUACAAAUAAAACACAGCUUUAAAUGUG